UUCAAAAUGGCGGCUUAUGUGGCUACACAUGAUCGCUCUGUUUUACCGAAAAAAUACGAAGAUACUAACGUUUGUGUUAUACAGAGAUCAACACAUGAAGACAUAUUAACUGUCGGUAAUAAUGUCUACAAUAAGAUUUGUGAUGACCACCAGAGAGAACGCCAAUCAGCAGUUGCUGAUGUUGAACAACGACUACAGACACAGGCAGCCCAGGAUAAAGAAAAAUCCUUAAAAGAGGCCAAGGAACUUGCAGAAGAAGAGCUAGAGAAAGCAAUGAUAGCUGCGAAGAAAACUCAAGAGAAAGCAGUGAAAGCAGAGUCCAAAAGAGUGGAAGCACUCAUGAAGAAGUUGGCUUUACAACAAGUUCAACAAGAAAGAGAAGAAGGGGAGUCAAGACUGAUGCAAGCCUUGGAGCAGGCAAAGAAAGACUUUGAAAUUGAGAGAGUUGAAGCUUUUAAAAGAGGAAAAGCUGAGGAGAGGUCCGAAGCUGAUAAAGAAAUCCAGAAAAUCCUUGCUGAUGAAGAAAGCAAACGAAAGAAGGUCAUUUUAAAUGCAGAGAUAGAAAAACAACAAGCUCUCAAUGCUUUAAAAGAAAGAUUAAGGUCUGAACAAGCCCAAGCUGUAAAAGCCAUGGAAGAAAAAUGCCAAAAACAAUCACAUGAACAAAUAAAAGAACUGAAUUCUAAACACAAGAAAGAAAUUGAAGAAAUGCAAGAAAAAAUAGAAAAAGAGAAAAAAGUACAAAAAGACUUGUUAGUGGAAAUAGAAAAUGAKACAGAAAUGAAGGCUAAACUUGCAAGUAGACUUAAACUGGUUGCACACUCGUUUCAGUCAUUUAUAAACACAACAAAAGGCUUCGAAGAAGGUCAAUCUGACUACCUUAUUCCUGAGAUUGUUCGAGAUGCUUUGGGAGAAUAAAAAUAUAUAAUUAAGAUCACUUUCAAAUCCUAGCUUUAUUCACGACGAUACUUUAAUAGAAGAACAUUCAAAUAUAUGCAGAAUAUUGUUCUUGCUUACAAUUUAUGUUCAAAGACCAAAAUCAAAUCCAAAGAUGUUUCAUGGAAUACAGUGAAAGUACAACUGGAUAUCAAACAAAGUCCAGAAAGAGAAAUUCCAACUGAUUUAUACAUCACAUCACAGUUGUUAUUAUUGAUUGUCUUGGGUUUAUUUUAAUAAAAUGUCAUUUAUAUAAAUAUACUCUUGUUUGUCAGUUUCACCAAAAACUAUAUAAA
This is a messenger RNA of Exaiptasia diaphana, 1232 nucleotides long. Its product is annotated as trichohyalin. The record is from RefSeq and is a predicted model, not a curated record. The transcript is spliced from 4 exons. Bases 7 to 918 code for a protein of 303 amino acids. NCBI's taxonomy places the organism in Eukaryota, Metazoa, Cnidaria, Anthozoa, Actiniaria, Aiptasiidae.